AUGUCAUCGCUUGACACUCCGGAGAGGGAUAAUGCUUGUUGUAAUCCAUGUAGCACACUGCUGGUGAAAAGAAGAGAACUGCUAGUGUUCUCAGAGGAGUUCAGUUUGCUGAUGGAGUUGCGUAGCUCUCAGAAAGAGGAGAGCAAUGUGCUGACGGUGUUAAACUCCCAGCAUCACAUCCACCUGCAGCUCCGCCUCGGCCCGCGUUCACUCACCUUCAUCUCCACUCAGCACAGAGAAUACGAGUUCCCAGUGGGGUCUCUGUGCGACGGCCAGUGGCACCGGGUCUCGCUGGGGGUCUCCCCGCUCUGGCUGGAGGUGUAUGUGGACUGCUCUCUGGUGGAGAGGGUGAACUGGGCCUAUCCAUGGCAGGACAUCUCCAGUGACGGCCUGCUGAUGAUCGGAGGCAGCCUGGAGCCCUUUGAGACGCCCUUUGAAGGAGCGCUGAGACAAAUGAGUGUUGUGAUGGGGGAUCCAGACGCUGCCAGAGACCACUGUACUCUCCACCAGCCUGCCUGCAACCAAACAACCUCUGAUGAACUCUGGAAAGUACUCUCCGGCGUCAGGCCCCACGAGUCGUCUAACCGCGCAGAAGGAUCCACACAUCAGGAGCCAAACCGUCAGGCUCACCUGUCGGAGAGAAACCCUCAGGACUCCACCCACCGAGAUCCUGCUGAGCGUGCUUUCAUACUCGUCGAGGAACCUCACAUCCUGUCGGCCAUUAAAAAUGAAGACAGAAGAUUUCACGACAUCGACUCGUCCACAAGCAUCAAAACAUUAGAAGAAAAUAUCAUCCAAAGAAAUUCUGCAGACUCAGCUUUAUAUACUGUCGUGGACUUAAGCUCCCCUGAUUCAGAGACACAAAUGUCUGAGGUGAAACUGAACAAUGUUACUUCCCUGACAAAGGAGAACAUGAUAAGGUUGGUGGAAGAUGUUCAAGAUGUUGGCUCAAACAGACUUUUAAGCAACAAGGUUGAAGGGCAGGUUCUCAGUGUGCAGCACAGGGAGUCACUAUCGUCUGAACCUGUCACGGGGACAGGAAACAUCGUCUACGGAUUGGACCAGAAAAUCUACAGAAUCCACAAAGGCCUGUCUGGUCCAAGGGGAGCAAAGGGAAGAAGAGGAUGUGCUGGGAGGGAAGGCUACAUGGGAUUCAAAGGCGACAAGAUGGUGAACUCGUACCUCUCCAGCUACCAGACCCAAUUUCCAGACUUGGUCCGCAAUGGGACUUACCACCCUGCAGUUUCCAACCCAAGCCCCUACAAACUCAGCGAGGCCUUUUGUUCAGGACCGUUAUUACAGCGGGGAUCAGGCUCCUCCCGAGGCGAGCCUUUCUGCACCUUAGAGCUCUGUACCUUCGUCCUGAGGGAAGUGGGGCGAGUUUUCCAGUGUUGUUUUGACUCUGUGAAUCAAGCUGCUCGGGGCUGUGCUCCCCUGCGCUACACUUCAGAAGUGGUACCAGGUAUACAAGGUCUUCCAGGUCUGGACGGGAGGAGAGGGGAUCCAGGGCCUCCAGGACCUCCAGGACUACCCACCCUCUAUCUGUGGAAAAACUCUGAGGAGGACUGGACGGCUUUCAGGAGAUCAUCUGUGUAUCAGAUGCUCAGAGUUGGCUGGCCGGUGACACCCGGCCCUCCUGGAUUUAUGGGUGAAACGGGCAAACCUGGACAUCCAGGUAUUCCUGGAGAUGCAGGGAGCAGAGGGACACCAGGAGAGAGAGGAGACAUGGGCUAUCCCGGACCAAAAGGCCUCCCUGGGAACCCUGGACGGUGGGGCAGGAAUGGAAGUCAAGGAUUGGACGGUCGUCCUGGGCCGCCAGGUUUACCUGGACUGAAGGGUCCCAGAGGUUUUAAAGGUGAUGCGGCUCCACCAGGAGAGAAAGGUGAUGAGGGCUUCACAGGAGAGCCUGGACCAGAGGGAGACAAAGGAGGAGCAGGAGAAAAGGGGUCUAAAGGGGAACCAGGAGAAGAUGGAUCUGUUGGGCCUCCUGGUCCUGUGGGUAAAAGAGGCUUAAAGGGGCUUCCUGGACUUCCAGGGCCAAAGGGAGAUGCUGGAGAAGAUGGUAUGAGAGGUCCUCCAGGACUCGAGGGUGCACCGGGGGCCACGGGAGGGAUAGGACCUCCUGGACUGAACGGGUCUGAGGGAGAUCAAGGUCCGACUGGUCCAAGAGGUCGUAGAGGCCCUCAGGGACCGUCGGGACUAAGAGGAGAGAUGGGCUUACCUGGACCUCUUGGACUUCAGGGUCCACCAGGCAAUGACUCUCCUCCUGGUCAGAAAGGGGACAUGGGUGAAACUGGGCCAAUGGGAGUAAAAGGAAAUCCUGGCAGGGAAGGGACCAUGGGUCCGAUUGGGAGUCCUGGUCCUAAAGGAUAUCCUGGAGGAACUGGCUUCAGAGGACUGGAUGGUGACAAAGGAGAGGCGGGACCCAAAGGAGACAAAGGCCCUCCUGGUGCUGCAGGGAUCCCGGGUCAUCAGGGCGAGAGGGGGGAACGUGGCAGCACAGGUCCUCCAGGGGUGAGAGGUCAACCUGGGCCCAGAGGAAAAGAGGGUGAAGAUGGGGAGGCUGGUCUUCAGGGAGCUGUGGCGAAUCAGGGGUCAAAGGGCGACAGAGGGAUGCAAGGGCCCAACGGGAACACAGGGCUCAAAGGACGGAGGGGUCAGACUGGAGUCCCCGGCCUGUUUGGUCCCCCUGGCCUGCCAGGUUUUAGAGGCAGAGUUGGGAUUGAGGGAGCUGAAGGAAAGCCUGGGGGUCCAUGGGUCUGUUGGCUUUCCUGGACCUGAAGGAGACAGAGUGAGUAGUGUUGUAGUCAAAACCAGACUAAACGAGACCAAGACAUAAGAGAGACCAGAGUGCUCCGAGACCGAGACAUGACCAAGAGCAGGACCAAGGCAGGGCGAGGCAGAGACAAGACAAUUAAGGAUCGAGACUGAGUCAAGACCAGGACCGUGGCAGGGUGACUUGUGUGCAGCGGGCGUGUCACUCUCCUAGACCGUAAA
This is a messenger RNA of Labrus bergylta (ballan wrasse), 2997 nucleotides long. Lineage: Eukaryota; Metazoa; Chordata; Actinopteri; Labriformes; Labridae. The record is from RefSeq and is a predicted model, not a curated record.